Molecule: messenger RNA, 744 nt
Organism: Rotaria socialis
Lineage: Eukaryota; Metazoa; Rotifera; Eurotatoria; Philodinida; Philodinidae
Source: the annotation of a GenBank genome assembly
AUGUUCUUACAUAUUCAAACCAACGUUUCUUCGAUUUUAUUGAAAGUUUUUUUUGGGAAAGAUGAAGCCGAUUUACUUUCAAUACAAGCUAUCCGCGAGGAUGUUAUUGAAAUUCAAGCACGAUGUGCUUUCAAGAACAGAAAUGGUACUUUUACAGUCAAGCCAGGAAUUAAAAGCUCACUCAAUUAUAUUAGCUCUCUCCUGACAGAGAUGAAAACAAAAACCACAAAAAAGAAAAAAACUGCUUUGGUUUCAACUCCAUCGAUACUUUCAAUUCAAUCGACAGUUUCAAUUCCAUCGACCGUUUCAACUGCUUCAUCAUAUUCUAUUAAUUCUUCUCCUGGUGACACUGCUAUUACUCCAGUCGUUUCAACAAAAACUGUAACUGAACAUCAUGAAUUCAUUACUACAUCUAUAGAACAAUGGUAUAAUCAAAAUAAAAAUGAUCUUAAUCUUUUCGCAGUCAUAUGUUCAUGUGGGCUAAAAUCUUCCCUUGUUCGUGCUGAUUCAGGAAACUUCAAGGUAUCGAAUUAUUUUCGUCAUCUAAAAACAACUUGUUCGGUUGUUCAAAGUCAAUCUAUUGAUAAUUCAACCGAACAUGAACAAAUACGUAGUAACAUUGUUAUUUCUCGAGAUUCAUCUUUACUUUUAUCGUCACAACAACCAUCUACAGUUUCUACUAUCAAAAGAGCUCGACAAACAACAGCUGUUAAUAUUAACAAGAAAAAACUUCGAACAACUUAG